Lepisosteus oculatus (spotted gar) is the source of this 1527-nucleotide messenger RNA. It is a transcript of the gene chp2, whose product is annotated as calcineurin-like EF-hand protein 2. The record is from RefSeq and is a predicted model, not a curated record. Gene Ontology annotation, cellular component: plasma membrane. Gene Ontology annotation, biological process: positive regulation of sodium:proton antiporter activity. NCBI's taxonomy places the organism in Eukaryota, Metazoa, Chordata, Actinopteri, Semionotiformes, Lepisosteidae. Gene Ontology annotation, molecular function: calcium ion binding.
CGGUGUUCGACUCCAAAGUUUCUCCGACCGUGUGGGAGUUAUUUUUAAACGCUAUGAGGAGCUCGGUCCUGUAGGAAACAAACUGACCACAAAUAACCCGAUUCUGUAGCGGCAGAUUUGACCCAAGAAAAAAAACCUCUUUGCCCCAAAAGGGAGUACUGGGCGUGUGUAGCGGACUGGAGUUAAAAUGGGCUCCAGUUACUCCGUGCUGUCCAACAUUCCCGACGCUGAGGAAAUCAUGAAGGAGACUGGUUUCUCCCCCUCGCACCUGUCCCGCCUGUACGACCGCUUCUCCGUGCUGGACAGGGAGGAGAAGGGCUUCCUGAGUCUGAGUGAUUUUCAGCACAUCCGCGAGCUGGACCUGAACCCGCUGGGCGACCGGAUCAUCAGCGCCUUCUUCGCCCCCGGGGAGGAGAAGGUGAACUUCCGCUCCUUCGUGAGGGUCCUGGCGCACUUCCGGCCCCUGGACACGACCCGGCCCAGGGACCCCAGCAGCCCCGAACCCGCCAACAGCCGGACCAGCAAGCUCAAGUUUGCCUUCCAGCUGUAUGACCAGGACAAAGAUGGCAAGAUCUCUAGGAGCGAGCUUCUGGAGGUCCUGCGCAUGAUGGUGGGGAUGCAGGUGACCAACGAGCAGCUGGAGAGCAUCGCUGACCGCACCAUCCAGGAGGCUGACCUGGACGGGGACAGUGCCAUCUCGUUCGAGGAGUUCCGAAAGUCGCUGGAGAAGGUCAACAUCGACCACAAGAUGAGCAUCCGCUUCCUGCGGUAGAGUGGGGGCCGGGACAGACGGCGCCCGCAGUUUCACACAAACUGGAGUCCUUCGGCCCCUCGACCGCUCGCCGUUCUCGCUGGCGCGUGCCGGGGACGAGGUGGAGCUCUCCAGGAAGUCUAGAUAAGUGUUCAAACCGCUCUGACAGCUGCUUCUUGACGCAACUCUGUUGGGUUAUAAUGCUCCUUUUGGUCAGGUCUUUUCCCUUACUUGGGUACAGGAAAAAAAACAACAAAAUCCAACAUGUCUCCAAGUUAUUCGGGGGCAUUGUUGUGUGGAAUGACUGGCACGCAUUGCGCUGGAUGGGGCAGUCAUGCUUUUUCCUGGGAACUCCUUCUGUCCUGCAGUGCGGUGCUUCCCAGUACUCCUGCAGAACUGUCAGGAAAACCCGGGCUUGCACCAGAUUGGCUCUCUUCUCCUUAACCUCCAUCAUCGAGUCUUAAAAUCCAUCUUAAUAAAGUGCUGCUAAUGUUUGAGUUCUGUCUUUGUGGUUUACUAAGGAUGCAGGCAUGUUUCUAAAUGUGUAACGUCUAAAUCUGGUGUUAUCUGAUGAACUGGACCCUUUUGCUACCUUGAGCCUUGUCUAAAGAUAUCUUGGACGGGCCCGGUGCUGUCCGGGUCUAGCAGACCCUUAUAAAAAUGACUUUUCCUGUAAUUUGACAUAGCUUGGAAACCCCCUGACUCAAGGCUUAAAUGCAAACUGUUUUGGUGCUAGAUUGUAAAUCUGCUCAUUAAAAGAAGAGUUUUAAGAUAAA